This is a messenger RNA of Episyrphus balteatus (marmalade hoverfly), 2983 nucleotides long. It is a transcript of the gene mAcon1, whose product is annotated as probable aconitate hydratase, mitochondrial. The record is from RefSeq and is a predicted model, not a curated record. Gene Ontology annotation, cellular component: cytosol; mitochondrion. Gene Ontology annotation, molecular function: 4 iron, 4 sulfur cluster binding; aconitate hydratase activity. The transcript is spliced from 5 exons. Gene Ontology annotation, biological process: tricarboxylic acid cycle. Bases 181 to 2544 code for a protein of 787 amino acids. Lineage: Eukaryota; Metazoa; Arthropoda; Insecta; Diptera; Syrphidae.
UCAGAAUAUAAAAUCUUCCAGCUGAGAAGGCUGAAGAUUUCGUCCGGUGUCAUUAAAAGUUGAAUUUUUUUGUUAAAAAAAAAAUUUAUAAAAUCCCUUUAGCUCUCGAGUGUUGUGAUUUUUAAAACCAGUCAGUGUUUUCUAAAUAUUCCUCCCAAAUAAAUCGUUUUUUCUAACGAUAUGGCUGCAUCUAUGAGAUUAUUGCAAGGCCAGGCCCGCAAAGUUGGUCAAUAUGGAUUCGAUGUUCAGUCACGCAACUUCCACGCCUCGUGCGCUGUUGCCUCCAAGGUGGCUAUGUCCAAAUUCGACACCGACGUGUAUCUUCCCUACGAGAAACUCGCCAAGAACUUGGAAAUCGUACGUAGCCGCUUGAACCGUCCUCUGACUUUGUCAGAGAAGAUUCUCUACUCUCAUUUGGACAACCCCAAAGAGCAGGACAUUGUCCGUGGUAACUCUUACCUUCGUUUGCGCCCCGAUCGUGUUGCUAUGCAAGAUGCUACCGCUCAGAUGGCUUUGUUGCAAUUCAUCUCGUCUGGAUUGAAGCGUGUCGCCGUACCCUCAACCGUCCACUGCGAUCACUUGAUCGAAGCCCAGGUUGGCGGUGACAAGGAUUUGGCUCGCGCCAAGGACCUUAACAAGGAAGUCUACGAAUUCUUGGCUUCCGCUUGCGCCAAAUACGGUCUUGGUUUCUGGAAACCAGGCAGUGGUAUUAUCCAUCAAAUCAUCUUGGAAAAUUACGCCUUCCCCGGACUUGUGAUGAUCGGUACCGAUUCUCACACACCCAAUGGAGGCGGUUUGGGCGGUCUCUGCAUUGGUGUCGGUGGUGCUGAUGCCGUUGAUGUAAUGGCCAACAUCCCAUGGGAGUUGAAGUGCCCCAAGGUUAUUGGUAUCCAUUUGACCGGUAAGAUCAGUGGAUGGACAUCACCCAAGGAUGUCAUCUUGAAGGUAGCUGAUAUCCUCACCGUUAAGGGUGGUACUGGCGCCAUUGUUGAAUACCACGGCAAGGGUGUCGAUUCGAUUUCUUGCACUGGCAUGGCCACCAUUUGCAACAUGGGUGCUGAAAUCGGUGCCACCACCUCAUUCUUCCCCUUCAACAGCCGCAUGGCUGAUUACUUGAAAUCAACUGGCCGUUCCAACAUUGCUGGUGAGGCACAAAAACACAAGGACAAUCUCUUGACUGCUGACAAGAACUGCGAAUACGAUGAAUUGAUUGAACUCAACUUGGACACAUUAGAACCCCAUGUCAAUGGUCCAUUCACACCAGAUUUGGCUCAUCCAAUUAGCAAAUUGGGUGAAAACUCAAAGAAAAAUGGAUACCCAAUGGACAUUAAGGUUGGCUUGAUUGGUUCCUGCACCAAUUCUUCAUACGAAGACAUGGGUCGUUGUGCCAGUAUUGCCAAGAAUGCAAUGAAACAUGGUCUCAAAUCAAAGAUUCCCUUCAAUGUGACACCCGGAUCAGAACAAGUACGUGCCACCAUUGAACGUGAUGGCAUUGCCUCAACAUUGUCUGAAUUCGGUGGUACCGUAUUGGCUAACGCUUGUGGUCCAUGCAUUGGUCAAUGGGAUCGUAAGGAUGUUAAGAAGGGUGACAAGAAUACCAUUGUUACAUCUUACAAUCGUAACUUCACCGGACGUAAUGAUGCCAAUCCCGCUACUCACUGCUUUGUCACAAGCCCUGAAUUGGUGACAGCUCUCUCAAUUGCCGGUCGUCUUGACUUCAACCCAUUGACCGAUAGCUUGAAGGGCUCCGAUGGCAAGGAAUUCAAAUUGGAUGCUCCAUUUGGUGAUGAAUUGCCCUCAAAGGGAUUCGACCCCGGUAUGGACACAUACGAUGCUCCACCACCAAGCGGUGAUAAUCUUAAAGUGAAUGUUGACCCCAAAAGCCAGCGUCUUCAGCUCCUCGAACCAUUCGAUGUAUGGAAUGGCCAAGAUUUAACCGACAUGACCGUUCUCAUUAAAGUCAAAGGAAAGUGCACAACUGAUCACAUUUCUGCCGCCGGUCCAUGGUUGAAAUACCGUGGUCAUUUGGACAACAUCUCAAACAACAUGUUCAUUGGUGCUACCAACUCAGAAAACAACGAAAUGAACAACAUCAAGAACCAAAGGUCAGGCCAAUGGGGCGGAGUACCCGAUGUUGCCAGGGACUACAAAGCCAAUGGCAUCAAAUGGGUUGCUGUUGGUGAUGAAAACUACGGUGAGGGUUCAUCUCGCGAGCAUGCCGCUUUGGAACCACGUCACUUGGGUGGCCGUGCCAUCAUUGUCAAAUCGUUUGCCCGUAUCCACGAAACUAACUUGAAGAAACAAGGUCUCCUCCCUCUUACAUUCGCAAACCCCUCUGAUUACGAUAAGAUCCAACCAACAGACAAAAUCUCUCUAAUUGGAUUGAAGGGUUUGGGAGCUGGCAAACCAGUUGACUGUGAAAUCAAACAUGCCGAUGGCAAGGUCGACAAGAUCAAGCUCAACCACACACUGAACGAACAACAGAUCGAAUGGUUCAAGGCUGGCAGUGCCCUCAACCGCAUGAAGCAAUUAUCUGGCAACUAAGUAGCCUUAUCCCAAAUACCCCCUCAGGUUCCCUAAUAAUAAUGAGAAAGAAGAAAAAUACAAACAAAUCGUGUAGUUUUUAGAACAUCAUUUCUCUAAAAAUAAAUACUUAAUAAUUAUUAUGAGUAGCAGCAGGAGUGUUCGGUCAGUCCUUCCUAUGAUUUAAGUUUGAAUGUAAAUUUUUUUUUUGUCACAUUAUAUACAACAGCGAUCCAGCUACCGAUUAAUACUGUUUAAAAUAUUUAUCAAUGUAAAGCAAAUAUCUCAAUAUUUUAUGUGCGCUGUUUAAUUGCAAAUCAAAGUUCAAUUGUUUUAUAAAAAAAAAAAUUACAAAUUAAAUUAUACAUACAAAAUACCUACGAAUUAUAUUGAGAAUAAUUGUUUUUACAAAUAUAUAUAUAAAAAAAAAAAUAAAUAAAAUAAAAGAAAUGAUAUUAAA